UUUUCAAAUUCAAAGCUUUCUUCCAAAAAACGAAAAGAUAAAUCGCAAACAACAAAAUAAAUAAACAAUAAAAGAUGUUUUCAAGUGCAGAAUUUGUUGAAGAAUGGAACCAGAUAUUUUCUUUUAAAAUUAAAGAAACCGAUUUGGCAAAACCCACAGAGACUUUUGUUUUUAAUGCUCUUAUAAAUUAUUUAAAAAUGUUUAAUUUUGAUACAACGCCAAUGAUUCAAAUGAAACAAUGUGAAAAUGCAACUGAAAAGCGAGCUUUCCUAGUUCGCUUCUGUAAUUAUAUCGAUCACAUUUACAAAAUCUCGGAUAAAUCUCAUUGUUUCUUGAUUUAUGACUUGAAGCAUCCUUCUCCAAAGAAAACUGUCCAUAUGCUAAAUCACUUGUUGAACUAUUUUUUCUACUAUAAUAUGUUCAAGGAAUCAGUUGUUCCGCUGGCCAAUGGAAAAAUCCGCCAGAGGCAGAAGCUUAUCGAUGAAAUAAAAAAAUAUAAAUUUGAACAUGAACAGAUUGCAAUCAGGGCAAAGAACAUCGAAAAGCACAUCAAUAACUUGCGACCACUUGCCCCAGAGACAAUGGCUCAGCUCAAUAAAAUAAUUGACCAAGAAGCCACUCAAAAAGAAUCCAUAAAUUAUCUGGAGGAGCAAUUGAAUGAAUGCAACAGUGUAUUAGAAUCACUACGCAAAGAAGAGGCACGUCUCGGCAUGGAUAUAGUCUCAGCAGAAGAAGUAGAUCGUUUGGAAUCGAACAUGAGUGCCCUUGAAAAUGCAAUUGAUGAACAGUUAAAUAUUGAGCGGACCACUUUCAAAAAGAAUCAAGAACGUUCUGUUUCUAUGGCAAAUUUGCAGCACGUCACGUCUAGGAUCGAUAGCGCAAUGGAAAUAAAUCCGUCUUCAUUCCUACAAUCUUACAAAGAUUGCGUUAACAAACACAAAGAAUUAGAUUCUAUGUUCACUGAAAUCAGUGAGAGGAAAGAAACUUUUAAAACAAUCAACGAAAAAUUAACUGAAGAUUUGAAUAAAAUGGAAAAAAAUUGCGUAAUCAAGAACGCUCUAUUAUCGAAUACUAAGUUGUCUGGUGAAAAACAAAUCAAAGAAAUGAAAAUGUUGGCUGAGUCAAAUGAAACUUCUAUAUCUGAUUUGGAGCAUGAGAUGCAUAGUAUGGAAAAACAAUUAGCUGAUGAAAAGAAUGUUACUGAAUAUAUAUUGGAAACAACAACAUUGAUUAUCCGGGCCACAGUUAACAAUUGUUAUGAAAAUUAAAUUAUAAACAAAUCGUUUUAAGUAUGCAGUUACCUAUUUAUA
Messenger RNA from Eupeodes corollae, 1310 nucleotides. RefSeq lists its product as uncharacterized. Gene Ontology annotation, cellular component: kinetochore; Ndc80 complex. Bases 75 to 1268 code for a protein of 397 amino acids. The transcript has 7 exons. The record is from RefSeq and is a predicted model, not a curated record. Lineage: Eukaryota; Metazoa; Arthropoda; Insecta; Diptera; Syrphidae.